AUGAGUGCAAGGAUUGCAAGAAAUGUUUUCCGUCUUUCCAAGCUCUUGGUGGUCAUAGAACUAGCCAUAAACGGAAAAAGAGAUGCCGGUGUUGCAGAGGAGGAUGAGCUUCUCAAGUUUAGUAUCAAUUCAAGCUCUUUCGUCGCCGCGAAACCGCUUGGUUUGAUGCCGUCAAGCAACAACAACAUCAACAAUAAUAACAAUGUCUUGAGCUUGAAGAUGAGGGUGCAUGAGUGUUCAAUUUGCGGAGCAGAGUUCUCCUCCGGGCAAGCUCUUGGUGGACACAUGAGAAGACACCGGCCGGGGAGUGUCCCCGAGGUGGUGGCCGAGACGAAGAAGGAGAAGAGCUUGUUAUCUUUGGAUCUUAACCUCCCGGCACCGUCCGAGGAUCACCGUGGUGAUGGCGGAGAGACGGCAAUGAAAGAGAUGGCGAAGCCGGCCUUUUCUUGUGCUAACAAGAGGCCUCCUCCUCUCCUGCUCUUGUCUUCAGCAAUGGUGGAUUGUCAUUACUGA
Messenger RNA from Dioscorea cayenensis subsp. rotundata (Guinea yam), 513 nucleotides. Its product is annotated as zinc finger protein ZAT5-like. The record is from RefSeq and is a predicted model, not a curated record. Lineage: Eukaryota; Viridiplantae; Streptophyta; Magnoliopsida; Dioscoreales; Dioscoreaceae. The transcript has a single exon. Bases 1 to 513 code for a protein of 170 amino acids.